Magallana angulata is the source of this 2546-nucleotide messenger RNA. Its product is annotated as phospholipase A-2-activating protein-like. The transcript is spliced from 12 exons. Gene Ontology annotation, biological process: proteasome-mediated ubiquitin-dependent protein catabolic process; ubiquitin recycling. The record is from RefSeq and is a predicted model, not a curated record. NCBI's taxonomy places the organism in Eukaryota, Metazoa, Mollusca, Bivalvia, Ostreida, Ostreidae. Gene Ontology annotation, cellular component: cytoplasm; nucleus. Gene Ontology annotation, molecular function: ubiquitin binding. Bases 88 to 2445 code for a protein of 785 amino acids.
AAAUUAAGAACCUUAGAUAGACUCUUAUGAUGUAUAUUGUCAUACAAUCGUUUGUAUUUUGUCGGGAUCGUCAUUCAAUUUAAAAUAAUGGAAGGAUACAAACUACGCUCCUGCAUAGUUGGGCAUGAAAAAGAUGUACGUGCCGUGACUCCAACAUUAUUUCCGAGUGAUGGUAUUCUUUCGGGAUCCCGAGAUGUUACAGCAAGAGUUUGGAUACCAAAUGAAAUGGAUCCCGGGUUUCACCCAGGUUUGCUGAUGAGGGGUCAUAGUAACUUUGUGUCAGCAGUGUGUGUUAUGCCCCCUGAUUCCACCUAUGAACAAGGGUUACUCAUCACAGGAAGUAAUGAUAAGACUAUAUUAGGAUAUACUCCAGACUCGCCAGAACCAGUCUUCAAACUUACAGGACACGAAGGAAAUGUAUGCACCCUGGCAGCAGGAAAAUUUGGAACCCUUCUAAGUGGAUCAUGGGACAAAACUGCAAGAGUUUGGUUAAACCAAAAAUGUGUCAUGACUCUGAAAGGACAUGAAGCAGCAGUUUGGGCUGUAGGAAUAAUGCCAGAACAGGGCUUCAUGUUAACAGGGUCUGCUGACAAAACAAUCAAGCUGUGGAGAGCUGGCAGGUGUGAGAUUACAUUCAAAGGACAUGAGGACUGUAUUAGAGGACUAGCCGUGUUGAACAACCAGGAGUUUAUUUCCUGCUCCAAUGAUGCGUCUCUCCGUCGAUGGUCCGUGUCAGGAGACUGUCUACAGGUUUAUUAUGGCCACGAGAACUUUAUCUACAGCGUGGCUGUGUUACCCAAUGGUCAGGACUUUAUCAGUGGGGGUGAGGACAGGACCAUGAGGGUAUGGAGGGACGGGAAGUGUGUACAGACCAUCGCCCAUCCUGCCCAGUCUGUCUGGGCCGUGUGUGUUCUUCCAUGCAAUGGAGAUAUUGUUUCAGCAGCAAGUGAUGGUGUAAUACGAGUGUUUACAACAAAACCGGAGAGAAUGGCCCCUGCAGAUGAGCAGAAAUCUUUUGAGGAGCAGGUAGCAGCCUCUGCAGUACCCAAACAGCUCGGGGACGUAAAGUUAGAGGAGCUGCCAGGACCAGAGGUCCUUCUUAAUCCUGGUAGCAAGGAUGGCCAGCAGAAGAUCAUCAGGCGAGGUCCAAAUGCUGAGCUCCACCAAUGGGAUUCAAGCAAACAGGAGUGGACCAAGGUCGGGGACAUUGUGGGCUCCAGUGGGGGCACUCAGCAGUCAUCCGGAAAAACUCUGUUUGAGGGGAAGGAGUAUGACUAUGUGUUUAGUGUGGAUAUUGAGGAUGGUAAACCCCCCUUGAAGCUCCCCUUCAAUGUUACAGAGGACCCCUGGUUUGCAGCACAGAGAUUCUUGGAUAAAAAUAGCUUAAGUCAGUUGUUUCUAGAUCAGGUGGCCAACUUCAUCAUCGACAAUACCAAAGGAGUAACCCUGGGGCAGGAGAGUUCCGGAUAUGUGGACCCCUUCACAGGUGCCAACAGACAUGUUCCAGGAUCAAGCACAAAUCAGGCGGCGGCCUCCGGAACUGACCCGUUCACCGGAGGGGGGCGUUACAUUCCUGGGGGUCAGCCCACUCAACCUCAGAGCUCUCUGGUCGAUCCAUUCACAGGGGCAUCCAGACACCAACCUAGCAAUGUCCAUGUUAACCUGGCCAGUAAUACAUAUUUCCCACAGAAGACCUACGUCACAUUUGAAACUGCCAACCCUGGUCAGAUUAUCAACAAGUUAAAGGAGUUUAAUGAGAAGGUUGGGGCUGAGAACCAGCUUAGUACGGCUGAACUAGAUUCCCUGCAGACACUGAUGGAGGGCAAGGACGUGACAGAUGUCCAUAUCUCCAAUAUCAGCAAGGUUCUGGACUGGCCCACUGAGUUUAUUUUCCCGGGCCUGGAUGUCCUACGCGUAGCCAUCAGGAACCAGAAGGUGUGCGACCACGUCUGUAGUCAGCCGGGUUUCCUAGAGCGACAGGUUCUGUUCCUGGCCCCAAGCUCUCCCGUCCCCACCCAGCUCCUCGCCCUCAGGAUCCUGGCCAACUGUUUCAAACACGCGAGUGGGCAGCGGCUGUUACUGGCCGAGCGGGAGACUGUGAUAACUGAGGCCCUGAACUGUCGACUGACCCCCAAUAAAAACGUACAGGUCGCCCUGGCCACCCUGCUACUGAACUACUCAGUGUGUUUACAGGACAUGGUCGACGAAGAGGCGGGCUACUCCCAGUGUCUGCUGGCCGUCGCUAGCGUGAUGGAAAACCCGCUGGACCCAGAGGCUGAAUUCCGAUUACUUGUUUGUUUAGGGACACUGAUUUGUAAUGACAAGAGCACCAGGGAGCUUGCUAAGUCCCUGGAGCUGCAGAAUCUUAUUAUUCCAAUGCAGACCCGAGUCGAACCCAAGAAAGUGAGCGAGUGUGCGGGAUUCGUGAUAAAUCGUUUACAAUAGUCAUUCUUUUUUUAAAUACUGUUUAGUGCUUCUUUUUUUUGAAAACAUGACACAGUUUGGUAAAUAUAUUUAAUUCAAUCAUUAAAGUCUGGUGGUUGAUA